AUGUCACAGUUUGUCAUUAUUGUGCUGUUUGCUAUCAAUGACUCUCAUCAGGACAUUAUUCGUUAUCACUCAGCCGGCCCUGUGGCGCAAUGGAUAACGCGUCUGACUACGGAUCAGAAGAUUCCAGGUUCGAGUCCUGGCAGGGAUGUGGAUGUUGUUCAUUCGAUUGACAAUGAUAGGCUUUCGAAGCUACACUUGCCAACUGGUCGCAUCAAAAGGAGAAUCAGGCAGCUGAAGAAGGUUGAAGACAGAGGAUUUUGUGCAUUGAAUGUAUCACAAAAUGGUAUGAUUGUGAUUGGUGUAAUGAAAGAUGGCCGACUCUUUGCAUGGAAUAAAAAUACUGACAUCGUUGACAACAUAUGUAGUCCCUGCAGUUUAGAAAGUGUCAUUGCUGAAGAGCUUCGCCUUCAGCUCUUUGUAUCUGAUCAUGGAGACAAGAUUGUUUUAUCAGUUGACUUAGCUACGAUUUAUGUGUGGCAUAAACUUUUAGAAAGCAAUAGAGCCCAUACCUUGGAUGUCAGAGAUCAAAGUUAACACACAAAACAUUGAGGGAACAAAUCUGGCAGAAGAGACACAGUCAGAAGAAG
Corticium candelabrum is the source of this 587-nucleotide messenger RNA. RefSeq lists its product as uncharacterized. The record is from RefSeq and is a predicted model, not a curated record. Bases 1 to 534 code for a protein of 177 amino acids. NCBI's taxonomy places the organism in Eukaryota, Metazoa, Porifera, Homoscleromorpha, Homosclerophorida, Plakinidae. The transcript has 6 exons.